AUGGCGUUGGGGUUCAAGGAAGGCAGCGGCGCCGAGCUGCACGGCAAGGAGGGCGGCAAUGUGGCACCCGAGGAGGGCCGGGCGGUGUAUCGCUACGCCUCGUCCGAGUCCUUCGCCUACGAGGGCACGCCGCCGCCGGCGCAGCAGAUGAUGAUGGACCGGCAGCCGGUGGUCCUCGGCGCGGACGGCGAGCACGACGAGGGCCGGAUCCCGGCGUCCGUGUUCGAGCGUGACGCGUCGGACCCCAGCAAGGACUGGAGCAUGAUGUCCACCGACUCGGUGUUCGGCCUCCAGGUGGCGCCGUCCUGCGACUUCACCGGCUACUUCCUCGCGCACCCGGAGCUCAUGGACAUCACCACGCCGCCCCGCGACAGCUCCGUCGGCGCCGCCACGCCUACCGCCGCCUCCACGCCGCGGCACUUCGAGAGCAUCCCGGAGCUCGGCGACGCGGCCCCAAGCUACUCCUUCGCCUUCCCCAAAUUGAUGGAGGACAAGGGGUACAGCUCAAAGAAAAAUCAGCAGUCUCGCGAGCAGCCGCUGACGCCAAAAGCGACACCGACAGAGCCACCGACGACGACGGACACGGCGCCGCCGGAGGCAGAGACGAGCAGCAAACCGGAAGCGGCGCCGCAGCAGGAAGCAGCGAAGGGCGGCAUGUUCUCGUGGAUGCCCUGCUGCUCUUAA
Molecule: messenger RNA, 684 nt
Organism: Lolium rigidum
Lineage: Eukaryota; Viridiplantae; Streptophyta; Magnoliopsida; Poales; Poaceae
Exons: 2
Coding region: 1-684 (227 amino acids)
Source: RefSeq, a predicted model, not a curated record